Messenger RNA from Daucus carota subsp. sativus, 1396 nucleotides. RefSeq names its product bifunctional nuclease 1. Lineage: Eukaryota; Viridiplantae; Streptophyta; Magnoliopsida; Apiales; Apiaceae. The transcript has 11 exons. The record is from RefSeq and is a predicted model, not a curated record. The coding region runs from base 238 to 1212 and encodes 324 amino acids. Gene Ontology annotation, molecular function: nuclease activity. Gene Ontology annotation, biological process: protein ubiquitination. Gene Ontology annotation, cellular component: VCB complex; nucleus.
AAAGGCAGCUUAAAAAAAUCUCUUAUCCUCCUUGCUCCUCACACCCACACAACAUUUCUCCUCUCCUCUUUAUCCGUCUUCUCUUUCACUCUGUCUAAAUAAUACAUAUAAUAACACCAUCACCAUGUAUACGCACACUUAACUUUAUCUUCAUCUUUAUCUUUCCUCUACACAUCUCUUCAUUUAUCAUCAUCAUAAUCAUCAUCAAGGACUAGUCUCUGUUUGAUCUCAGGAACAAUGAGUUCUGUACAAGGACCUGUUAUUUGCCCUGCAACAGUCCAUGCAAAACAGACUGGAGCUUAUAAGCUACCUAUAAAUGGACCUUUAAUGAAAAAUAGAGUUCUUAGAAGUGGAUUCUGGGGGUUCAAAGGGUUCAAUGGCAGCAGGAUUAAUGUGGGCAAUCAACCGCGAUUCCAGAAGGGCAAGGUAGUGAAGUGUAGUUUCAGCUCAUCGUCCAAUGGUAAUGGUAGUACGGCUGAAAAUUUUAAUGAAAAUGAUGCAGAUUAUGUGAACUCCAGUGUUGUUGAAGCUGUUGAGGUGAAGAGCAGUGCAGAUGGUUUCAUGAUCAAGAUGAGAGAUGGUAGGCAUUUAAGAUGUGCCCAUAACAACCCUCAUGGAGGGCAUCUUCCUGAUUAUGCUCCUCAUCCUGCAAUUGUGCUAAAAAUGGAAGAUGGGACUGGUCUACUACUUCCUAUUAUUGUUUUGGAGAUGCCAAGUGCACUGCUGAUGGCAGCCAUGCGCAGCGUCCACAUUGCUAGGCCUACAAUGUAUCAAGUUGUUAAAGAAAUGAUUGACAAGAUGGGAUAUGCAGUGAAACUUGUUCGAGUCACAAAGAGAAUACAUGAGGCAUAUUUUUCACGUCUGUACUUAACAAAGUUGGAUGAUGAAAAAGAAAGUAUUAGCUUUGAUCUUAGACCUUCGGAUGCAAUCAACAUUGCUGUAAGAUGCAAGGUGCCAAUACAAGUAAACAAGUUUUUGGCAUAUAGUGAUGGAAUGAAAAUAAUCGAGCCAGCAAAAAUUUCAAUUCCUGGUUCUUCAGAUGGCUUACUAUUCACAGAACUGGACAGGCCCAAUGGCCAGCCUUGUGUUGAAACAAAGGAAUUCGAUCUUGUGCGCAACAUGCUGAAAGCUGCUAUUGAGGAACGCUACACUGAUGCUGCUCAGUGGCGGGAUAAACUUAGCCAAUUCAGAUCAAAGAAAAAUUGGGCUUAGCAGGACCAAAGAAUUUGUACAUAGAACCCAUAUUUCAGAGUACCUGCUUCCUCAGCAAAUUAACUAUAAAAGUAUAUAUAUUAAUGUAUAUGUAAGAUGAUUGUGAAUAUUUUGUAAAUAAUCUUCAUAUGACGGACAUGUUUUAGUGCUGCUGUUUGAUGUUACAUCCAGUUGAUUGCUUCAA